UAUCGCAGAAGAAGCUUGACUUCUCUCAGACUGGAGGACAGCUGCAGGAGGAUGGGCACGGGCGAGUUUGCGUGUGUGACGCUGCGUGGCGGCGCGCCCUGGGGAUUCAGACUCAGCCAGAGCACUCAAGACCCUCAACAUCCAAUCCAGCUGCUUGAGAUAGAGGAUGGUAGUCCCGCUGCCGUGGCUGGAUUGUGUGAGAAUGAUGAGCUGGUGUCGGUGAAUGGAAAGCCUUGCUCUAACCUCAGUCUCUCAGAUGCUAUUGAUCUCAUUGAGGCCUCAGCUGACUGUCUACAGCUGCUUGUCAAAAGAUGCUGUAGUCAGCCACAAGAGAGCUUUAAAAUGGUUAGUACCACUUUUCGGAUCCCUUCUCCAUCCAGGCCUCACGAGCUACAGGAACUAUACACCUCUGAGUCCCAGGAUGAAGCAUAUUAUGGGGAGACAGACAGCGAUGGAGAGUGUCCACAGAGGACUCGAUUGGUUCGGACCCAAGUUCAAAUACCUGCUUCUAGAAAUAAAAGUAGAGGCACCAAUGCCCAGGGUGGUGGAGACACCAGUGUAGAUGUAACCCCAGGAUCUGUGGUUGAAUUGCAGCUCUCGUUCUCCAAGACCACCCUGGAGGAGCCAGACUGUACUGGAUUAGGCAGUGCUUGUGGAGUUGUGGGAGACAUCCAUCAGAGAAAGACGGAUGACAGCGUCAGUUAUACAACCACUGCUUUUACUCCAGCUAACCCCCUCUACAUACCCCGACGAGACCGGCAACCCCUUGGUCAGCGAGGUGUGUUGGUUAGCAAACCCACUGCUUUGCCAGGACAAGUGGAGGUGACAGUGCAGGAGUCAUCUAGAAGCAGUUCAGAAAAGGAGGGGUUAGAGGCCAGUCAACGGUUGGAUUCUGGUGGGGAAGAAGGAGGGUACAUUGAAGAAGCUCCCACCUCCUUAUCUGUGUCCUUUGGACUUCCCUCAGAGGAGUGUGACUCUGAAUCGGAGAGGGAGGUCAACGAGCCCAACAAGCACCGGGCAAGGCACGCCAGGCUCCGGCGCAGUGAGAGCCUUUCAGAGAAGCAGGUGAAAGAGGCCAAGUCCAAAUGCAAGCGCAUUGCUCUCCUGUUGUCGGCUCCUGCCCCCAACCCUAAUAACAAAGGGGUGUUGAUGUUUAAGAAGCAUAGACAGAGGGCCAAGAAGUAUACGCUUGUAAGCUACGGUACUGGUGAGGACGAACCAGAUUAUAAGGACGACGAAGACGACACUGUUGAGUUCACUGUUUUAGGCACAAGUGAAACAGAAAUUGACGAGGAUUUCUUUACCAAUGUCUCAGGUCAGAAAAGCAUUGUAAGCUUUGAUUGGGAUACUGGAUUACUUGAGAUAGAGCGCAAGCUUGACAGCCAGCAGGGUAUGGAUGCGCUACCUGAGACCAAGGGGAAAGGAGUCCUCAUGUUUGCCCAGCGCAAACAGCGCAUGGAUGAGAUAGUAGAAGAACAUGAAGAGAUGAGACGUAAGGGGAUCCCUGUUGAAGCAGUGCAGGAGCCUGAGACACAUCAAACAUACCAACACAUGGAGGAGCAGACUUAUAUGCAUGCACAAGAGAACCAGAGUUACAUGGAUGUAAAUCUACACCACAGCUUAUCGGCACAAAAGCAGCAACAGCAACAACAAUAUCAUCAGUACCAAGAACAGUACUAUCAACAACAGCAGCAACAGCAACAGCAGCAGCAGCAGCAGCAGUAUCAAGAAUACCAGAAGCAGCUACAAUACCAGCACCAGCAACAACAGUACCAACCACAGCAAGACUACCAGCAACAAAAAAUGUACCAACACAUGCAAUCAUACAAUCAGCAACAACACUGCCAACAACAGCAAGUACAACAGUAUUCACAUCAUAUGAAUGGCAUGUUCGAUCAGCAGAUGCAAAAUGAAACGCAGCCUUUAGUCACAAACAGGAUUGCCAAACCAUUUUCAGUUCAGAAUAGAGUGGCUGCUCCAUUUUCCUCCUCAUCAAGUGCAGACAAUCAAGAACAGCCUGGAUAUUCACUGGGACAAGGUGAACAGAUUGCUUCCCGUGAUGAGCGUAUAUCUGUGCCUGCUAUCAAGACUGGUAUCUUGCAAGAUACAAGGAGGAGGAGUGCCAAUAAGCCUAUGUUCACUUUCAAGGAGUCUCCCAAGGUUUCACCUAAUCCUGCUCUGUUGAAUCUCCUUAACAGGAAUGACAAGAAGGCAGGUUUAGAGUUUUGUCCAGAAGAAGAUUAUUUAAGCUUAGGAGCUGAAGCCUGCAACUUUCUUCAGUCUUCUAAAACGAAACACAAAAUUCCACCACCAGUAGCUCCUAAACCUCACAUUAACCCUGCUUCUCCCCCAUGGUCUAUUCAACAAGAAACUACUGACCAACCCAUCCCACAGCAAACCGAAAACAGUGUCCCAGCAGAAGAUCCAGUCACAGAGGCUGAUACUGCGUUUGCCCCUGCCCCUGAAAUGGGGGCCCCAAUGUUGUCUGAAGAAAAGCCUACAUUUGCCCCUGAAUCCCAUGAUGUUCCACACUGUCCUGAACAGCUUCCUCCAGAUAAUGCCUGGAAACAACAAGAAUCCCAAAUGGAGCUGAACCAGCAACCAGAAACCUGGAAUGAGAAACAACCCCAGCCACAAAUCAAUUCUGCUCCUGUCGCACCACCUGUUACACAGUCAGAUCCAUCUGUCAGAUCAUGGGAUCCAGCUCCAAACCAAAGUCAUCAGCAGAUUCCAGUAAGUACUUGGGGUCCAAAUGAGGUUCAAUUGCAAGUCCCAUCUCAAAACCAGUCUCAAACACAGCCACAGUGGAUGACACAGUCUCAAGGUCCUCUAGAAGUACAAGUGCCUUCUAAAACACAAUCCCAGCCUUCUUGGGUAACACAGCCUCAAACUUCAUCCCCAACCAAACAUCAACCACAGCCUCAGCCCCAAAUCCAUACUUGGGCACCAAGUUCAAAUCAGUCAACCCCACAAGCUCCAUGGUCUCAGCCGCAUGAGCUGGCACAACCAUCUAUCAAUGUUUGGCAACAAGAUCAAAAUCAAGCUCAGGAACAUCCAGCAUGGUCCCAACAACAACAGUUGACGCCACAUUGGGCAUCAUCCAAUCAGCAACAGCCACAGCCUUCUUGGACUCAACCUCAGAGGCAGUCACAGCCCCAACCACCUCGGGUCUCUCAGGCCAAACAGCAAGAACCAACACAGCCAUCUGCAAAUGCAUGGACUCAGCCACAAAGUCCAGUUCAAGCACAGCCUCCAUGGGCUCAGCAGACUCAAUCUCCACCUCAGCCCACAGCACCAGUGCAGCAACCCAUGAAUCCUUGGCCACCGAUGCCAGCACAGUCCCCCCCACAUCCACAGUGGGGACAAGACCCUGCUUCUCAACAAGCAAUGAACUCUUGGUCACCUGCACAGAAUCAAAUUCAGCCUCCCUGGACUCAGCCACUCCCACCAACUCAGCCUCAGGCUCAUCCUCCAUGGGUGCCGAAACCUCAACAGCCAGCAUCCCAGCUACCUGUGAGCCAGUGGGCACCACCACAAUCUCAGUCUCAACCGGUUGUAAAUGCUUGGGCACCCCAACACCAACAGAGUUCAGUUAGCAGCAUUGCCCAAAAUGAAUCCCAGAAAUUGCCUCCCCAACCAAUCAAGCCAUGGAGUCCAACUCAGACUUCUCAGCCCACUCCUCCACGACGAAUGAAUUCAUAUACCACUGGGACAAAGGCACCAUCUCCUGUUCCAACACGAAGUACUAUGUCCCCCUCUGGUUUUGGGUCAGCAUUUGAGAUGCCAGCCUUGAAAGGGAAAGGAGCUGAACUGUUCGCCAAGAGGCAAUCCAGAAUGGAGAAGUACAUUGUGGACUCUACCACAGUGCAAAAUAAGGCACUUAGGAGCUCAUCCUUGUCACCACCGGUGACUCUUUCAGCAGUGGGUCUUAACCCCAGGUCGGUUUCAUCUUCUCCUUCACCCAGACCUUCAUUCCAGACUGUUUCCAUUCGGCCACCAGUGGGACAGACCGCCCGGAUAGACAGGGGUCACAAGCCGCCCACCCCCUGGGAAGCAGCCUCACGCCACCCACUGGGCCUUGUGGAUGAAGCCUUUACAUUUCUGGACAUUCAGCAGUCCAUUGCCUCCAACCUGCACUAUGCAGCUAAGAGUAAGCUCUUACCAGAGCCUCCGGCUGAGUGGAAGGCAAAGGUCGCAUAUGAACCUCCGCCAAAAAACCAAAAAGACAGUUUAAGUCAAUCACCUAUGACUUUUCACUCCCCAACCAAGAGCACAGCAUCGGCACCAGCUGGUCCCGUCCCCUACAGGUCACCCUUUAGACAACCCCAAAGGUCAAUGACAGAGGCUCAUCUUGGGCCUUCACCGGCCGAUCCGAAUAGACUGAGACUCUAUAAAGCCAAAGAUAGCAGUACUUGGAGACGUUGAAGGAGAGCCAGGAAGCCCUUUAUAUGUAAGUAAAAGUGAAAUCAAAUAGGACAGGAAUGAAUAUUGGUGGAAAGUGAGUAAAGUAAAAUUAUUAUGGCUACUAUUGAACAAGAAAGACAGAGAAGUUGAUAAUGCUCAAUGAGGGUCCAUGAAAGUCAGAAGAUGAUACGAGAAGUUGAGUUUAUGGAGAUUAUUAGUGUUAAGGCUUGCUUUUGAAAUUCACACUUACAAUAAUCACUCAUUUUGAAUAUGCAUCCCCUUGUGAAAAAGAAGUACAUUUAAGCAUAUUUUGGUAACACUUUAUUUUAACCCUUUGGGGUCUGAGAGUGUUUUGGGGUCCUGGAGAAGUUUUGACAUGCCUUGAUAUUUGUACUUUAUUUUUAGUUGUUUAUAAACAUAUUAAUGGCUAAAGUCUGAUUACACUGUAUUCAGCACAAACUGGGCUACAAUAAUAUGUGAGCAGCAUGUAUGGACAUAAUUGUGUUUUUGAGAAAGCAACGUUAGUCACUGAUAUAAGGCCAUUACACCUUACAUAAUAACGAUAAAUUAUGCAUAAUUAAGCUACAUGCAAGUAACCCUAAACCAAACCCUAAUCCUAACCCUAACAAUUUAGUAAGUACAUGUAGCUAAUUAAUAUUUCUGAGUACUUAAAUGUAUAAUUACACUGUAGCAAUGACACCUUAAAGUAAAGUGUAACCCAUAUUUUUUAAAAGAGUACUCAUUAUGGAAAUAAUGUGUAGGGCAAAUAUAUAUAUAUAUGCAAUGUUUUGGACACCUAACUGGAUGCUGAAAUUAAAUUUUAAUUAUUUUUAAUUUUAUUAAAUGCAGCGAAGUAGCACAAUCUUAAAAGUGUACUUAAGUGUGUUAAAAAAAACAGUCAUGAGCAUGCACUCUUUCUAAGUAGACUUAAGUGGACUUUUAUUUCACUAAUUAUGUCUGCAAGUACAAUUUUUUUUUUAAAUAUUACGAUUUAAAGUGCACUUCUUUUUCACAAGGGUCAUGCAUUCGGUUUUAAAGUGUUGCACUAAUGAUUGGGGCAAAGUGAUUGUGCAUGAUACUUGCUAAAGAAAUAAAACAUUAUACAUCUUCAUAGUACAUAAUGUAAAUGCUAGUGUAACACACAGUUCCGUUUGUUUAAUCACAAAUUAACAGCAAAUGUUAAAUUACUGCAUUAAAAUAAUACUAUAAUGGGGAUGUCUCGAUUGUAGUGAUGUAGUGAUUCUAAAGAGAGAAGGACCUAAUUUUGUUUGUGUGCUACAAAGCUAUUAAGCAGAAACUGAUGAAUCAGUAAGAGGCGUACUUGUUACAUAAGCUUCACUUUAAAAGAUUAAAUCAUUCUUUGAUGACCCGGCCUGACCCUUCGCCACACGCCCUGCUGCACCAGAUUCACUUCAACUAAUUCAAUCUCCGUUUUGCUAUUAAUAAAUAAAUAAAUAAGUGUACAUUCCUUACAAGUAUUGUGUCACAAUGCAUGCUCUAAAUCCACUUAAAAAUGAUGUUCAUUUCUACUCUACGAGUUGUUCAUGCUUUUAUUUCUUUAUUCCAUGACUGAACGUUUCUUCAUGAAGGGUCAGCAAGGUAAACUUUGACGUGUUUGAUUUAUAAAAUGUUGAUCAAGAUACCAAAGAUUUGUUGAACUGUCAAGUGCAUCAGAGAGGAUUUCACUAUUCAGUGAACUGUUUGAUUUAUACAUUUUGCAGCUCCACUUCUGUAUGUGGCUGAAAUAAAACCAUGCUUUGCACUUGUAUUAAAAGAACAUGUAAAAAAGUGCA
Cyprinus carpio (common carp) is the source of this 6197-nucleotide messenger RNA. RefSeq names its product synaptopodin-2-like. Lineage: Eukaryota; Metazoa; Chordata; Actinopteri; Cypriniformes; Cyprinidae. The record is from RefSeq and is a predicted model, not a curated record. Gene Ontology annotation, biological process: positive regulation of actin filament bundle assembly. Gene Ontology annotation, molecular function: actin binding. Gene Ontology annotation, cellular component: Z disc; actin cytoskeleton; nucleus.